Molecule: messenger RNA, 1867 nt
Organism: Kickxella alabastrina
Lineage: Eukaryota; Fungi; Kickxellomycota; Kickxellomycetes; Kickxellales; Kickxellaceae
Product: adp-forming, beta subunit of succinate-CoA ligase
Exons: 4
Coding region: 124-1428 (434 amino acids)
Biological process (GO): tricarboxylic acid cycle; succinyl-CoA metabolic process
Cellular component (GO): mitochondrion; succinate-CoA ligase complex
Molecular function (GO): metal ion binding; succinate-CoA ligase (ADP-forming) activity; ATP binding
Source: RefSeq, a predicted model, not a curated record
UUUUUUUCCACCGCUAUUUUUGAAGAACCCCCAAAAAUCGAAAGCCUUUUUUCUUUAGCUUUUGCAAUUUAGUUUUUUUAUACCCUCUUUAACGAAGAAUCAUUUUAAACAGCACAAACCGUCAUGUUCCGUCUGUUCGCCAACUCGUCCAAGAGCGCUCUGCGCACCGCCACAAAGAACCAGCAAGUGCGCAACUUGAGCAUCCACGAGUACAUGUCCGCCGACCUUCUGUCGGGAGCUGGCAUUAAGGUCCCCCAGGGAUUUGUUGCCUCUUCGCCCGAGGAGGCCUACCAGGCCGCCAAGAAGCUUGGCACUACCGACCUGGUCAUCAAGGCCCAGGUUCUGGCCGGCGGCCGCGGCAAGGGUCACUUUGACAGCGGCCUUAAGGGUGGCGUGAAGGCCAUUUACAGCCCCGAGGAGGCCCGCGAUCUGUCCAGCAAGAUGAUUGGCCACAAGCUUUUUACCAAGCAGACCGGUGCCGGCGGCAAGGAGUGCAACAAGGUGUUCAUUGUCGAGCGCAAGUAUGUGCGCCGCGAGUACUACUUUGCCAUCCUCAUGGAUCGUGCGACCAAGGGCCCGGUCAUUGUUGCCAGCUCCCAGGGUGGUGUUGAUAUUGAGACUGUUGCCGAGGAGAGCCCCGAGGCUAUUUUUAAGCUGCCCAUCGACAUCAACAAGGGUCUGAGCCUUGAGUCCGCCCAGGGCCUUGCUGAUCAGCUUGGCUUUGUUGGAAACGCCCGCGAGGAGGCUGCCGACACUUUCCUCAAGCUGUACAAGCUGUUCCUGGCCAAGGAUGCCACCCAGAUCGAGAUCAACCCCCUGGUCGAGACUUCAGAUAACCAGGUCAUGUGCAUGGAUGCCAAGUUUGGCUUUGACGACAACGCCAGCUUCCGCCAGAAGGACAUUUUCGCCCUGCGCGACCCCACCCAGGAGGACCCCCGUGAGGUGCAGGCCGAGAAGUGGGAUCUGAACUACAUUGGUCUCGACGGCCGCAUCGGCUGCCUGGUCAACGGAGCCGGACUUGCCAUGUCAACCAUGGAUAUCAUCAAGCUGCACGGUGGCUCGCCCGCCAACUUCCUUGAUGUCGGUGGCUCGGCCACUGCCAAGCAGAUUACUGAAGCAUUCAAGAUUAUCAGCUCCGACGCUGGUGUCUCGGCCGCUCUUGUCAACAUUUUCGGCGGUAUCAUGCGCUGCGACGUCGUUGCCCAGGGCAUUAUCGACGCUGUCAAGGAGCUCGACCUCAAGAUCCCCCUUGUCGUGCGUCUGCAGGGCACCAACGUCGAUGAGGGCAAGAAGCUUAUCAACGAGUCAGGCAUUGCCAUCUUCCCCUGCGACGACCUGGACAAGGCCGCUGAGCUGGUUGUCAACCUCAGCGACAUCACGUCACUCGCUCAGAAGGUUGGUGUCCGCGCCAAGCUGUCCCUGGAGUAAACAAUUAAAUACAAGCGUUAUGUUGUGCUGCUUUUAUUUAUGUUUUCUAUUUAUUUUGUUUGCUAAAACUUUUUCUAGUAUUGGUUGUUCUGUCGAUAAUAUGGCAAGAGUACUGCGACUUAAAGACGACCGACGCUUAAUACGAUCAACACUCCACUGUAACAAAUUUCCGACCUGUUAGGUUACUUUGGAGAUUGUAUUUACCCCCCUGGUUUCUAAGCGCGCUCCGGGUUGCUAUGCAAUCAGGAUAAGAAAGAUGUUGAUUUGCAGGAUAUUUGACUUAUUUUAGACAUGUGUAGCCUCAUUGUUUUCCUCGGUGUAAUUUUGGCGUGCGUAGCAUCACCAAUUGGGCUGACUGUAUCAAUUGAGUUUUAGUGUCAAAAUUUUCGGUUACUUUUAAUAUUGGACUUCUGAUAUGAUAAGCAGGCAAACAAAGGCA